Molecule: messenger RNA, 1017 nt
Organism: Knipowitschia caucasica
Lineage: Eukaryota; Metazoa; Chordata; Actinopteri; Gobiiformes; Gobiidae
Source: the annotation of a GenBank genome assembly
AUGCACUUCAGACCAGCUUCUUUCCUUCUCCCCCUCCUCACCCCCUCACCCUCUUCACUCCUUCAUAUCUCCCCUCCCAUUUUCCUCCCCUCCCUCUUCAUUCUCCCCCAAAUCUCCACCCACCUCUCCCUCUUCCUUCUCAUUACAUUCUCUCCCUCUCUCCUUCUCUUUGUCCUCUCCUCUCCUCUCUCCCCCUACCUCUCUCUCCUAUCCUCACCCCCUCACCCUUUCUCCUCUACACUCCUUCAUAUCUCCCCUCCCUUACCUCUCAUAUCUCCUCUCCUCUUCUCUUUGCCCCUAGCUCCCCACUCCCCCCUCACUUUCCUCCUCUCCCUCUUCACUCUCCCCCAAAUCUCUACCCACCUCUCCCUCCUCAUUACAUCCUCUCCCUCUCUCCUUCUCUUUGUCCUCUCCUCUCACCCCCAACCUCUCUCUCCUAUCCUCACCCGCUCACCCUCUCUCCUCUUCACUCCUCCCUUCCUCUCUUCCCAUCAUACUCUCUUCUCCUCACUCCCACGUAUAUCAUCUCUCCUCUCCCUUCUCUCUCCUUUUCCCCCUUCAUAUCUCCCCACCUUUCCUCCCCCAUCUCUCUCCCCUCCUCUCCUGUCUCCCCCUGAUCUUCUAGCCUCGCGAAGACCCCUCAUCUCUCCCUUACCUCUCCCCAUCCGCUCAGAUCUCCUCUCCUCUUCCCUUUCCCCUUGGCUACCUACUCCCCCCCUCAUUUUCCUCCUCUCUCCUCUCCUCCUCAUUCCAUCAUCUCCCUCUCUCCUACUCUUCCUCCUCUCUCCUGUCCUCACCUCCUCUUCUCUCUCCUACCCCCCUCCUCCCACACACACACACCUCUUUUUCCCCCUCUCUCCAUUGGCUCCCACACUCCGCACGUGCGCCUCUCCCAUGCCCGUUUCCAAGGUUACAGCUGCUUUGUUUUUUUUUCCACCGCCACACCCCGCCUCACCCCGACUGCAGCGGCCGCUCUCCCCCCUUUCACUUAAGCGCCGUGAACUGGUGUGCAGCUGA